GCCUCCACAGAAUAUCAAAAGAAACCAGAAGAGCCUACAAAAAGAGACAAAAUUCAAGAAAACACACACAUACAUAAUUGUGGUGACCUGGAGCCUGGAGGCUGGCCCAGCUCUCUCAGGAUUCUGAAGACAUUGGAGGUGGCAGUGAAGGAGACAGUGGUAGUCAAUGUUAUUUGAGCAGGGUCAGCAGGCCCUGGAGCUUCCUGUGUGCACAAUGCAGAAGGCUGCUUACUAUGAAAACCCAGGACUGUUCGGAGGCUAUGGCUACAGCAAAGCCACUGACACUUAUGGCUACAGCAACCCUCAUCAGCCCUACCCACCCCCUGCUGCUGCCAACUCCCUGGACACUGAUUACCCAGGUUCUGCCUGCUCCAUCCAGAGCUCUGCACCUCUUCGAGCCCAGGCGCACAAGGGAGCUGAACUGAAUGGUAGCUGUAUGCGGCCUGGCACUGGGAACAGCCAAGGUGGGGGUGGUGGCAGCCAGCCUCCUGGUCUGAACUCAGAGCAACAGCCACCACAACCCCCUCCUCCACCACCGACCCUGCCCCCAUCUUCACCCACCAAUCCUGGAGGUGGAGUGCCUGCCAAGAAGCCCAAAGGGGGACCCAAUGCUUCUAGCUCCUCAGCCACCAUCAGCAAGCAGAUCUUCCCCUGGAUGAAAGAGUCCCGACAGAACUCCAAGCAGAAGAACAGCUGUGCCACUGCAGGAGAGAGCUGCGAGGACAAGAGCCCGCCGGGCCCAGCAUCCAAACGGGUACGCACCGCGUACACGAGUGCGCAGCUGGUGGAGUUGGAAAAAGAAUUCCACUUCAACCGCUACUUGUGCCGGCCGCGCCGUGUGGAGAUGGCCAACCUGCUGAAUCUCACCGAACGCCAGAUCAAGAUCUGGUUCCAGAACCGGCGCAUGAAGUACAAAAAGGACCAGAAGGCCAAGGGCAUCCUGCACUCGCCGGCUGGCCAGUCCCCUGAGCGCAGCCCUCCGCUCGGCGGCGCCGCCGGCCACGUGGCCUACUCGGGCCAGCUGCCGCCAGUGCCCGGCCUGGCCUACGACGCGCCCUCGCCGCCCGCUUUCGCCAAAUCGCAGCCCAACAUGUACGGCCUGGCCGCCUACACGGCGCCGCUCAGCAGCUGCCUGCCACAGCAGAAGCGCUAUGCGGCGCCGGAGUUCGAGCCCCACCCCAUGGCGAGCAACGGCGGCGGCUUCGCCAGCGCCAACCUGCAGGGCAGUCCGGUGUACGUGGGCGGCAACUUCGUCGACUCCAUGGCGCCCGCGUCCGGGCCUGUCUUCAACCUGGGCCACCUCUCGCACCCGUCGUCGGCCAGCGUGGACUACAGUUGCGCCGCGCAGAUUCCUGGCAACCACCACCAUGGACCGUGCGACCCUCAUCCCACCUACACAGAUCUCUCAGCCCACCACCCGUCUCAGGGACGCCUGUCCGAGGCCCCCAAACUGACGCAUCUGUAGCGGCCGCCGCUGGUCCGAACUCGCGGCGCAAUUACCUCUCCUGCUUUGGUGGUGGGGGUGGCGGGCGGCGCCCGCGGGGCAGCUGGGGACCCCCUCCCUCGCUCUGGCCCUGCCGCUGCUCCGGGGUCUCAGGCCUCCAGCGGCAGAGGCGCAGGCGACCAGGCCUCCCCUCCAUGCGCGUCCUCCUUUGGGUGACUCGCCAUAAAUCAGCCGCAAGGAUCCUCCCCUGUAAGCCUGACAGUGCCACGUACUGCGGACCGAGGGACUCUAAUCUGGUAAUGGUGUCCCAAAGGUAAGUCUGAGACCCAUCGGUGGUGUGCCCUGCAGAGGGAUCAGAGCCCUGAGAGCCCUGGUCCUGGCCCGCGUCUAGCUUAGUUUCGGAGACCUUAAUUUAUAUGCUCCUUGGCGUCCCGUAAGGAUCGCAUCGGACUAAACUCUCUGUAUUUAUUUGAAGCGAAUCAUUUCGUUUCUCUGAUUAUUUAUCCUUGUCUGAAUGUAUUUAUGUGUAUAUUUGUAGAUUUCUCCAGCCGAGUAUAGGAACGCGCUUCUAGGCCUUGGGGCCACAUUUCACCUCUUUAGUCCCCUUGGUCUGAACUAGUUGAGAAGAGUAGUUUUGAACAGUUGUAACCGUGGCUGGUGUUUGUAGUUGAUGUAAAGGAUUAAGACCGAAAAUUGUCCUUCAUGGGUAGAGAGUCAGGAAACUCGGUGGCGUUGCAAGACACACAUUAGUCAGUUUUCUCAACAGCUAUAGUCCUCGCCACUCGACACAGUUUAUUGAUUUCAAAUUGUCUGAUACUAUUUGAACAAAUAUUUAGAAUAAAAAAAUUUCUCAGUC
Molecule: messenger RNA, 2300 nt
Organism: Propithecus coquereli (Coquerel's sifaka)
Lineage: Eukaryota; Metazoa; Chordata; Mammalia; Primates; Indriidae
Gene: HOXD3
Product: homeobox D3
Exons: 3
Coding region: 167-1465 (432 amino acids)
Biological process (GO): regulation of transcription by RNA polymerase II
Cellular component (GO): nucleus
Molecular function (GO): RNA polymerase II cis-regulatory region sequence-specific DNA binding; DNA-binding transcription factor activity, RNA polymerase II-specific
Source: RefSeq, a predicted model, not a curated record